This is a messenger RNA of Eptesicus fuscus (big brown bat), 1448 nucleotides long. It is a transcript of the gene TAF1D, whose product is annotated as TATA-box binding protein associated factor, RNA polymerase I subunit D. The transcript is spliced from 10 exons. Gene Ontology annotation, cellular component: nucleoplasm; nucleus; RNA polymerase transcription factor SL1 complex. NCBI's taxonomy places the organism in Eukaryota, Metazoa, Chordata, Mammalia, Chiroptera, Vespertilionidae. Bases 250 to 1083 code for a protein of 277 amino acids. The record is from RefSeq and is a predicted model, not a curated record. Gene Ontology annotation, biological process: regulation of DNA-templated transcription.
UUGGCUCCGUCUUUUCCUCCGCGCACUUGGCGGACGUCGGCGGUUGUUCCGUGCUACCGCUGCGGUUGGGCCUUUCCUGUGUGCAGGCUUCCCAGGCCUGGGUUGCGGGUGGCGGGUACGCAGCUGAGGCCCUCCCCGAGCCGGCGCUUGGUGGUGCCAGCCGUCUGCGGACUCACACGGAAAUUUGGUGAAAGCAAGGAACAAGUGAGGAAUAACAAUUUCGAGACAGACUGGAAGAAGAUAUCAGGAAUGGAUUCUCCAGACUAUAUAACAGUAUCUGAUUCAGCUAUGGAAAUUGAAAGUCAAAAUGAUAGCUCUUCCUCUGGUAGCAGCUUAUUUAAAACUCAAUGUGUUCCUUCCUCACCUAAACGGAGGCAAAGAAAUCCUAUUAGGAAAUGUGUUCAAUCACUUGAAAGUGUUCAAGCAAGAGAUUCAUCCAGUGACUCAUCUAUAGAACCAAGACCAUUGACUUUAAAAGCUAUUUUUGAAAGAUUCAAGAAAAAGAAACCAAAGAAACGUAAAAAGAGGAAAUAUAAGCCAACAGGAAGACCAAAGGGAAGACCAAAAGGAAGGAAAAACAGUAGGUCACAAAUAAGUAAGAAACAACUUAAAGUUACAAGACCUCAGUUCCCAUUUGUAGAGUCAGAGAAUGGAAGAAAACCAUUACCUUGGAGAAAAAUUUUAACCUUUGAGCAAGCCGUGGCAAGAGGAUUUUUCAACUACCUUGAAAAACUGAAGUAUGAAUACCACCUUAAGGAAUCCUUAAAUCAGAUGAAUGUUGGUGAAGAUUUAGAAAAAGAAGACCUUGAUAGUCGUAGAUAUAAAUACUUGGAUGACGAUGGAUCGAUCUCUCCUAUUGAAGAGUCAGUAGAAGAGGAUGAGGUUGCUACAAAUCUUGAACGUGAUGAUGAAUGUGAUAUCAAAUUGGUGGAGAAUAAUUAUUUCAUAGUAAGUUCUGAAUUACCAAAGAAGAUGAAUGUAUAUUUAGAGCAAGAACAUACUGAAGACGCUGCUUUGUCUAAAAAGAGUAUAAAGUCAAAAAAAACAUUGGACAGAAGACAGAAUGACCUGAAAAGGAGAUAGGAAUAUGAAUGUCAAGGAGUGAAGAUUUGCACUUACUCAUGGUUAGCGGGUGUCUGAAAUGAAAAAAAACAGGCAGAUCCAUCUGCUCAGACCCUAACCAUGACAGACUGAAAUGACAUCAGGAUUGAGCAUAAAAGGGAGUAAGAUGAUUAAGACGCAAACUCAGGAGGAACUAAGGCAGUGGAAGAACUAAGAACAUCUGAAAUUCCUUAAAUAAAUAAAAGUUUAUUAACUUUAAAUAAUUGUGCCUAUGUUACAAAUAAUAAAAGCCCUAUAUACUUUUUGUAGAAAGUCAGCAUGUAUUUUUGGCUCGAAGUUUCUCUAGUGUUUUCUGUGGAGGGAAUAAAAGUAAAAUUUAGUUUCAA